This is a messenger RNA of Archocentrus centrarchus (flier cichlid), 1023 nucleotides long. RefSeq names its product proteasome 20S subunit beta 11a (gene psmb11a). Gene Ontology annotation, cellular component: proteasome core complex; cytoplasm. Bases 1 to 1023 code for a protein of 340 amino acids. The transcript has a single exon. Lineage: Eukaryota; Metazoa; Chordata; Actinopteri; Cichliformes; Cichlidae. The record is from RefSeq and is a predicted model, not a curated record.
AUGGCUUUGGAGGAUAUUUGCAGGCUCAAAGAGAUGCUUGCGCAACACAGAUGGUUUUCUUUUGCUCCUCUGGAGGACGCAGACGUGUCAUUUCCUACGAGUGACUAUUACAACCUAAGUUGGUCAAGCCUGAAGGGUGGGAUUCCACUGCAAUUUUUUAUACCACCCUUACCGCACUCUUCCUUUUUCAUCAACAGACCUUUUUCAUCUUUCUGCCCACCCAAACAUUCAGUGAGAGUCCACAGGCCUUUCUCUUUGGCCCAUGGAACGACAACCCUGGGUUUCAUCUUCCAAGGUGGGGUAAUUGCAGCUGCAGACACACGUGCCAGUGCUGGGGGGCUUGUCGCCUGUCCGUUUGUUAAUAAGAUCACUCCUAUUCACUCCCAUCUAGUGGUCACGUCCUCUGGUAGCGGUGCAGACUGCAUGCUGUGGGAGCGAAUUCUGAUUAGAGAGAUUAGAUUGUACCAACUGCGUCAUGGACAUCGCCUUUCAAUACGUGCCACAGCUAAGCUCCUAUCAUCUAUGCUCCAUCCUUUUAAAGGCACUGAAGUGUGUGUGGCUCUUACUCUGUGUGGCUGGGAUAAGCAGGAGGGCACCACUGGCUGUGCAAAGAGUUUGGAAGACUCAUCCUUUACGACUGAUGAUAGCUCCUCAGCUGCUGUUAGUAACCAAAACAUUACAGCAGCAACAGAUUCUGCAUCUUCUAACAGUGGCCCAAAGCUUAUAUAUGUGUGCAGCGAUGGAGCCCGGCUGCAGGGAGAUGUCUUCUCUGUGGGUUCAGGGUCACCUUAUGCUUAUGGCAUCUUGGACAGAGGGCUGAAGUGGAGCCUGAGUAAUGGCGAAGCCAUCUUACUGGCGAGAGAAGCAGUGUUCAGGGCCACUCACAGGGACGCCUACUCGGGGAACAAUGUGGACCUUUUCCACGUCACAGCCCAGGGAUGGAGCCAAAGAAAGAGGGAGGACUUGAAAGAAGAAUAUUACAGAGAUAAGGAGAGGAGGGGAAAGAAAGAAGAGAAAGAGUGA